Messenger RNA from Trichomonas vaginalis G3, 1362 nucleotides. Its product is annotated as armadillo (ARM) repeat-containing protein family. Lineage: Eukaryota; Parabasalia; Trichomonadida; Trichomonadidae. Bases 1 to 1362 code for a protein of 453 amino acids. The record is from RefSeq and is a predicted model, not a curated record. The transcript has a single exon.
AUGGAAGGUGAAUACAAAACUGAAGAGAUUUCGAAUAUUAAUUUAAGUUCAAAAAUAUCUGUCACGAAUAAUUUAGAUGAGAAUAAUGGGGAUAGUGUAAAUGAAAGUUUGAACGCACUUAUUAAUCUUUUUCUUGAUUCUUAUCAAGAAGAUAAAGACGCAUCAAUACGGGAAAUAUAUAAGUACAUGAAACAAAACAUUUAUGAGCCACCUGAUUUUAGUACUGAAAUCUCCAAUUUCUCAAUAAUUUUAUUUGAUAUCAUUUCCAAAUCUACAGUGCCUAAAAGGACCAACAUGGCAUUGUACAUGCUAAAUUGUAUAUGUUCGAAUGGAUCAUUCAUAGAUCAUCUAAAUAACGAAAUUAUAGAACCAGCAAUAACUAAGAUUUUUUCAGUUAACGGAAAUUAUAGACUAGUUACGGAUUUAAUUUUUAAGUUCAUAGAUCAUGGAGCAUUUACAAAUAUUUUCGAGGCGAUUGGUUAUCAACAUUUGAUUUCAAAAUUCGCUGAAAGGCCAAAUGAUGAAAAAAUGGCACCUUACUGUCUUUAUGGACUUUCUCAAAUUUCUCACUAUAAUAAAUUUCCAGAAUUUCAAGAAGAAUUUUUCAAUUGUAUUUCAAUUACAAAUUUCUUCUCAACAGAUUGCCUUCAAUAUAUAAUUUCUAUUCUAACUGAUUUUGCUGAAUCAAUCGAUUUCAAACAAGAUUUAUUUAUAGAUUUAGUUCUUGAUGCCCCUGAUGCCAAAAAUGUACUGAUAAAAGCAUUAAAAGAUGAAUACAUAAAAAUUUACCGUUUGCCGGACCUUUUUGUUCGACUAAUUCAAAAAGAAAACACAUUUAGAGAUAAAUUACCAUUAGAUUUCUAUAAAGAUAUCGUGUUUUCAAACGAAGACUUGUCCGAUAAUAUCAUAGAAAAUCUUGGUACUAUCUUACACUUAGUUUUCUUAGCUGAUGAAAUGAACAAAGAACGUGCUGAGGUUAUUCAUGAAUUUAUUAGAAAAUACUUUGAUGUUGUAUCAAUAGAAGUUAAGGAAGUAUUUUCAAUGAUUUGUAUUGAUAUUUUAACUAUUAUUGCAAAUGAUCAAAUUCCAACUGAUCUUUUCAAGGAAUGCAUUGAUGAUAUAUAUAAUGGGUAUCAAAUUAAAUGUGUUUCUCUAGAAUUCAUCUGUUAUCAUAUGUGUUCGUUGAUUGAAAAGUUAAAAACAACCGGGCAGAUUGAUAAUUUAGGUAUCCUUAUUAACUCUGAAUUAUGUCAAGACAUUAUUGAUGCAGCAGAAGAAAUUCCUGAAGAUCAAAGCAGGAAAUCAAUUCAAUCAUACAUACAAAUAUAUGAUGAAGUUAACAAUGAAGUUAAUAAUGAAUAA